AUGGAGGAGAUAGUUGAAGCCGCGAUCACGUCAACAGGAGCUGCUCAGAAACCAAAAGGAGAAAUGUUGGAUGUCUUCAGAAGAGAUGAUCCAAACUUUGACAAGUUCCAAAAGUGGUAUUGCGAAAUCGCCAACACGAAAUUCAAGGAUGAGAAUGAUGAGUUGAAACAGCUGAAAGAAGAAGCUUGCAGGCCUGAGAACGCUGAAAAGAAACGACCCAACCAAUCUACAAAAACAAUGUGUGAAUCUUACGACGUUGCAGCCAAGAAAUACGAAAAACUGACUGAGGACCAGAAGGUCAUCUCAGCAGGAAAGCGUUACGCGCUGACCAUGUACUCCACAACGUUUGCUAACAAGUUCAACGCCGAUCUCAGGAAAGAUGUAUACGUUAAAAUAAUGAUUUCAGGGAAAUUUGAUCAGUACCGCGUGUUCAAUGCCCUCUUGUUGCAAGCCCUGCAGUCCUUGCAAAAACCAUUGAAAACAACCUUUCUCUUCAGGGGUUUGACAGAUUUAUUUACGCUACCUGACAACAAAAGUUUCUUCUUCAAGACCUUCACAUCCACCACUCCUGACAGCACAGUUGCAAACAAAUUCAUUUCCCUCAGUGGAAGGCCAGGAACCCGCCUGCAGUUCAACGUCACCGAAGCCAAAGAUUUGGUAGGAGCGGAGAUCAUCAUCUUUUCAGAGUUUUCAAAAGAAAAUGAAGUUCUUUUGUCGCCAUUCAAUGAAUUCAAAUUGGACCGGCAGGACAAGAGCACUCUUUUUAUGAGUUACCCGAAAGAUCAGUAUUUCAGGAACUACAAGUGCUAA
Messenger RNA from Helobdella robusta, 810 nucleotides. RefSeq lists its product as hypothetical. Gene Ontology annotation, molecular function: NAD+-protein-arginine ADP-ribosyltransferase activity; NAD+ poly-ADP-ribosyltransferase activity. Lineage: Eukaryota; Metazoa; Annelida; Clitellata; Rhynchobdellida; Glossiphoniidae. The transcript is spliced from 7 exons. The record is from RefSeq and is a predicted model, not a curated record. The coding region runs from base 1 to 810 and encodes 269 amino acids.